GUCCAGAUGAACCUUGAUCACACAACCAACGUUCUUGUGUCCAUCAUUCGACAACGACAACAUGUAUCGCGAUAUCAGGUAGCGAGUUGCAUACCGUAGAGACUUAAACGAUGGCUUCCCCUCGCUUCCUGGUCGUCAGCCUCGGCAAUCAGGCGCCUUAUUUCGACUGUCUGCACUCCGCUGGCCACUUUGCGAUCGCCGCCGCCCAGAAAACCCUGGCACCCUCGCAACCCCCAUUCGCGACGGAACGAUAUGGCAAGAAAUCGUGCAAGGUCUCGUCGGCCAUUCCAUACACCUUCGUGCAGAGCCCUACCAUGAUGAAUAUCUGCGGUCCUUGGGUUCACGCCACUUGGAAGGAGCUGCUACAGAGACACCACCUCCAACCCUCAGAAUUAGGACUAGUCCUAGUACACGACGAACUCGAAGCCACCCUUGGUACCGUCAAGAUACGAAAAUGGGACGCCAGUCAUCGCGGGCACAAUGGCGUCAAGAGCGUCAAAAAGAGCAUGGAUCCGCUCAACUAUCCGCGAGGCCGUUGGUCUCGCAUCACUAUCGGCAUCGGUCGACCCGCGGAACGAACAUCAGAUGUAGUCUCCGAUUAUGUCCUGCGCAAAAUGACAUCGCGCGAAGUGAAGACGAUAGACACCGAGGUCGGACCUAAGAUCAUCCAUUGCCUACGCGAUCUACAGGAUGAAUGGGAGAAGAGUCCUUGACAGAACGCAGAUGAAAUCCUAACUGUUCAUCAGCGAACAAUCCUGAUGGUGGUAGUCGCCAUUUUCACUACUCUCCCCUCUUCUUCUCUCGAGUCUACUCUCAUGAUCCCCUUUGCUGUUCCGCGUGAAUUGCAACUCUGUGCCAGCGGACCCAAAGCAUAUCUACCGCAUUAGCUGGUAAUCAACGUACCGUGCAC
Messenger RNA from Xylaria bambusicola, 910 nucleotides. RefSeq names its product peptidyl-tRNA hydrolase. The record is from RefSeq and is a predicted model, not a curated record. The transcript has a single exon. Gene Ontology annotation, molecular function: peptidyl-tRNA hydrolase activity. Bases 111 to 713 code for a protein of 200 amino acids. NCBI's taxonomy places the organism in Eukaryota, Fungi, Ascomycota, Sordariomycetes, Xylariales, Xylariaceae.